This is a messenger RNA of Mya arenaria, 3978 nucleotides long. RefSeq names its product RING finger protein 215-like. Lineage: Eukaryota; Metazoa; Mollusca; Bivalvia; Myida; Myidae. The record is from RefSeq and is a predicted model, not a curated record. Bases 49 to 1122 code for a protein of 357 amino acids. The transcript has 10 exons. Gene Ontology annotation, molecular function: ubiquitin protein ligase activity. Gene Ontology annotation, biological process: ubiquitin-dependent protein catabolic process.
AUGGCAACUAAAGUAUGAACUUCGUAGGUGCAAGCAAUUUAUUCCAUAAUGUUUUCGUUUCGUCGGAAUUAUUGCUUUGUUUCGUUAUUGUAUUUUAUGCUGGUCAUACCAGCCUUUACUAAAAAUGAAAGAGUGACGCUCAUUGAAGUCGGUAAAUUAGAGAAAACAUCUAAUAAACGUUUGACAGCUGGUGAUCAUUCGAGCGGAACGACCAAAAUAAAGGAUAUUGAUGGGAGGUUUUGGGGUAAAUUGCUUGAUGUAGGACGUGAGGACAACGUUGAUGGAAGGCUUCAUCUGCUCCCCUGCAACUGCAUUGAAGAUGAGAGCAGUGUGGCACGACUCCCUAGUGGAUGGGUCGCUGUUCUUAACUACACAGAUCUGAGUGUCUGCACAGUAACUGCAGGCGAGUGUCCGGGUGUCAUGGACAGGAUGAAGAAGGCCCUGUUUUUUGGAGCGUCAGCAAUCAUAAUACUAGCCAUGAAUCCAAAAUUUAUAAAAGAAAUUGAUGUGAGCCAGCUGUUCUCAAAGCCUGUGGUCCUGGUGGAUAUUGCAGAAAACAUCACCAACAUAUUGCAUUUACUCAAAAGCAAAAUGAAGAUGAAAGCAAGAUUUUUGUACAACAUUUCUCAAAAUAUAGCAGAUUCUCAGAAGUAUUAUACAACUGUGACGUUGUGGGGUACGUGUGGCCGGUAUAGCGGGCGGAGUUACCAUGAAUGGGACGGAGUUGUCUGUAUGGGACAGCACGAGGCUCCUAGGAACAAGGAUGGCAAGGUAGAUGUAGAGCAUUUCUGGAACUAUUUCUACACAGCGGUGUUGGUGCUGAUGAUGAUCCACUAUAUAAGGACACGGCGGGAACAGGCCUGGGAAAACCCAGACUAUAUAGAUGAAACAUUGCGAGAGUUAGCGUACAGAGCCCUGGCUGUGAUGAAGAUAAAAAGAUAUACUAAGGAGGGGACCAACGAUUCGUGUGCAAUAUGUCUGGAGAAGUUUUACCUCAAACAGAAACUGCGUGUUCUGCCGUGCAGCCACUUCUUCCACACCAAGUGUGUUGACCCCUGGUUGGUGAGGAACCAUACAUGCCCCCUGUGUAAACUCAACAUUAUAGAAAAACUUGAAAGUUGACCAGAACAUGACUGACUCUGCCUCCCAUCUUGGUUAGAACAGACAGGAAAUACCCAGCAUACAGUGGACCAAUCAAGUGCUAUUUAAAACAAGCCUUGAAUUGAUCAUAUGAAUUCUGUUGAAGAAAUAUUAUUCUACAUAGUCUUAGUCAAGUGCUAGUACAUAAACACCUUUGUUAAGCUUUCAAUUUUGUGGUAUAUCUUUAUUAUUAUGUCAAUUUUGAUCGUUUUAUAUUGUUGCUGUCUGAUAUCAUAAUGGGCAUGAUAUUCUGUUUUUCAGAUAGAAUACAAAACAUUUCCCUUAAAAUUUUAAUUUGAAUCUCAGAUCUUUUCAACAUAAGAUUACAGUUAUUGUUCUAUUACUUAAUUUUAUUUCUUGAUGUAAAUCUUGAAGGGGGAGAAACAAAAUGGUUGUGUUCAUUUAAUUGUUGAUAAGACUGUUUUCAGAUUCUCCCCUUGUUAUUUAGCAUGUUAAACGUUAAAAGAUAUUUGUUAAUUGGUGACUGUUAGAACUUUUUUAUACAUGGUGCUAUGUUAAAUAGGAUUUCGUUGUCAGAAGUUUCAAGUUCAUGUAUAAUUUCAGUAUUUUGAGAUGAACAAUAACUGCUAUAAAAACUCUAUAAAGCAGGUUUUCUUCCUUUUAAAAUCUUGUUGUUAAAACAAGACACGUAAGUACAAAUACAUGUAUUAUAGUGAUUUAAAUAUUUCCGAUAUACUGAUUAUUUUAUACACUUUGUUUCCAAGUUAACCCUAUGUCUCCAAAAACAUGGUCAUCAGUCAGUUGAAAACAGCAUGGUAACAAGGCCGCUGUGUACUGAAGAGCUAGUUUGUUUGUACCUUCAUAACAGCCACUUCAAACACUCAGUUUAAUACCUUUAUACAUUUGAGUUAGUCAAUGCAUCAUUCUUGAGACAAUUUAAUUGGCUGAUUGAAGUGAAACAUUUGCACACUGAACAUGUGUGUAUGCUGUGCGAGGAUAUGAGCCCGCCUCUUCCGUAGUUAUUUCCUAGUGAUAAGUAAAAGAAUAUGCAACAAAAAACGCCGUCAAUUUCCUCGUGUGUCGAGUCGGUUGACUGAUUAUAGAUGUAUCACUUUAUAUUAAAUCAACAUGGUGAAUUUGUGCGGAGCAAAAGCUACAAUCAUUCUGUAUGCUUCAAAACCGUGAUAUGCUUAGUUCAUUGGCAAACAGUGGUACAUGUACCCGUAAACCAAACAUACAUGAACUUGUAUACUUUUUAUUACUACAGCAUUUUAGCAAUUAUAUUAUGAGAAAAAAAAACUGCGAUUUUAUAUCCCCCUUUUUAUGCCCCCACAAAGUGGCGGCAUAUAGGGUUGCCCUUGUCCGUACGUACGUCUGUCUGUCUGUAUGUACGUACGUCCCGAAGAUUGUUUCCGAUCUAAUUCUUGAAAACCGUUUGUCCAAUCCUCACCAAACUUUAAACACAUGUUUGUGACCAUAAUAUCUUGAUCAAGUUCCUUAGCCAUGGAAAUCGCUUUUGUCAUUUAGGAGUUACGGCCCUUUAUUUGCAAAACAAGACUUGAAAAAUACGUCCCGAAGAUUGUUUCCGAUCUAAUUCUUGAAAACUGUUUGUCCAAUCCUCACCAAACUUUAAACACAUGUUUGUGACCAUAAUAUCUUGAUCAAGUUCGAUAGUCAUGGAAAUCGCUUUAGUCAUUUAGGAGUUACGGCCCUUUUUUGCCAAAAAUACUUCAAAAAUAUAUGUUUCCAAUCUAAUUCUUGAAAAGUAUGUGUCCAAUCCUCACCAAACUUUACAUACAUGAUUGUGACCAUAAUAUCUUGAUCAAGUUCGAUAGCCAUGGAAAUCGCUUUAAUCAUUUAGGAGUUAGGGCCCUUUAUUUCCCAACAAUACUUAAAAAAUAUCUUAUCCGAUCUAAUUUUUGAAAAGGAUUUGCCCUUGUCCUUACGUACGUACCAAACUUUUCACAACUUUACACACAUUUUCAGGAGCAUAUAUCCAUUAUGCUUUAGUAUCCUAUAUGUGCAGAUUAUCCUAUAUAAUUAUUAAGGCUUAUUUUCUGUGACAAAAAAUCGAAGUGGGGGCAUCCGUGUCCUAUGGACACAUUUCUAGUUUUAAAUGUAAUUCAAUCCACAAUACCUCUGGUUACGUUAAAUUUAUAUAUGUCUAGAAGUCUUGUGGUGGUUUUAUCAAGGAUCUUACUAGCCUAGGAGAAAUUUCCAACAUUGUAGUACCACUGUUGAAACAGUCUGGUAGAUAAGGUUCAAAAUCCCUCCUUCAACUCUGGAUGAACUGUUCCAAGGUCUUUGGUCAAUUCUGGAUGAACCUUUCCAAGGUCUUUGGUCAAUUCUGGAUGAACCGUUCCAAGGUCUUUGGCCAAUUCUGGAUGAACCGUUCAAAGGUCUUUGGUCAAUUCUGGAUGAACCGUUCCAAGGUCUUUGGUCAAUUCGGGAUGAACCAUUCCAAGGUCUUUGGUCAAUUCGGGAUCAACCAUUCCAAGGUCUUUGGUCAAUUCGGGAUCAACCAUUCCAAGGUCUUUGGUCAAUUCGGGAUCAACCAUUCCAAGGUCUUUGGUCAAUUCGGGAUCAACCAUUCCAAGGUCUUUGGUCAAUUCGGGAUGAACCAUUCCAAGGUCUUUGGUCAAUUCGGGAUGAACCAUUCCAAGGUCUUUGGUCAAUUCGGGAUGAACCAUUCCAAGGUCUUUGGUCAAUUCGGGAUGAACCAUUCCAAGGUCUUUGGUCAAUUCGGGAUCAACCGUUCCAAGGUCUUUGUUGAUACUGCCCUUGACAGAAUAUAUCUUUUAUUGCCUCAUUUUUAUGUUUGUUUUUACAUUUUGUUGUUAAAUAUUUGUGUUCCAUGAAUAAAAAUUGUCAUACCUG